Molecule: messenger RNA, 732 nt
Organism: Plasmopara halstedii
Lineage: Eukaryota; Oomycota; Peronosporomycetes; Peronosporales; Peronosporaceae
Product: RxLR-like protein
Exons: 1
Coding region: 1-732 (243 amino acids)
Source: RefSeq, a predicted model, not a curated record
AUGAUUGACAAACGCAACCUUUCGACCGGACUUCGCCUCUUGCUAUUAUCGAGUAUAGCUUUUCUGGCAUGUCCUGGUCCCUCCACAACAAACGCCGCGAUGCACGGUUUCGUAGCUUCGAACAAUCAGACUCACGAGAGCACGCUUACUCCGCCUUCAGCUGAAGAAUCGGAGGAGAGACUCUUCAACACACUCGAGGAAGAAACGGGUAUGCUCACAGCACUUGCUGAGCGACUUCAUAAGUCGAAGAACUGGCAGGCAUUAGUGAACCAUCGUCUCGUCCGAUUCUUUGUGCCUCAUUGGCAAUUGCGUUUUUCCUCUAAAUAUAAGGAAAUUGCCAAUGACCUCUUCCGCAAGAACUUUUUCGAACCCUCCGAGCUGAAAAAAAUAAAUGGGGAUCUUCUCAGCAGUAAAGAAUUCAAAGAGUACUCGAAACUUUUCGACAGAGCGUUCUCUGAUCAGCAACUGGGUAUGAAAGCGGAGCGCAUGAUCGAUCCAUUGGUCGAAAAUGUUGAAGAUGGCUUGAUCACCUCCAUUACACGUGUCAAAGAGGCUGGGAACCCAACGGAAUUCGUGCUCGAGCUUGAAAAGGCUAUGCUCAACAAAUGGGUUAACACAAAGACGCAGGCUGAAUUUUUGGAGUUGGAUUAUGUCAAGAAAUUGUUUCAAGAUAAUCCAAAUGGGGCCACGAGUUUGUAUAGUAAAUUGCAAUUGGAAAAAGCUGAUGCCUAA